AGGAAAUUAAAUUCUGUAAUUAAAGUCACACAGUCUGUGUUACAGCCUUCGUCCUGUUUGUCUUCUGCAACAAAUCUUGUGUUUGCUUCAGUACACGGCUUGAAUCUGACAUUCUGCUCUGAGGAUGGCGCUACUCGAUUAUCCUGUUCCCGACUUAGACAUCACCUUGAACGAAGCGAGCCGGGUGCUUCAGCUCAUUCUGAGUCCAGAGGAGUAUGUCCACUAUAAAAGUGCUCUUUCCCAGCAAACAGAGGCCCUCAAGGACAUACAGAAGCAGCUGAAAUCCACUCUCUCCGGCCAUGAGAAUUGGGUGACUGAUCAAUUCAAACAGCGUCUCCUGUCCUGUUUCGACUCCCUGCCGACCUCCACAGCAAUUCCCUCAGUGCUGCCUCCAUCCAAAACUCAGGGAGAGUGUGCACAGCUUGAGAGGGCUACCACUCUGCUGUGGGCUGUAGCCAAGCUGUACAGUGAGCCCUGGCUUGUCGAGGGUGAUGUACCUACAGAGCGCACGCAACAGUCAGAGGUGUUUGCUGCCAGUCGUUUACCAGGUAAACAUCAGGAUCACAUCAAGGUGUAUCCAGGAAGCCUCCAUGCCAUUGUGAUCUGCCAAGGAGGUGUAUUUCCAAUUCAGAUUAUGAAGAGUUGUAGUGAAGCAGGCAAGAUCUCACCUGUGCCUCUUCCUAACCUCUACACCCAGCUAGAACAUGUUAUGCAUCUUCCAACUGCAUCGGCUAUUCAUGAUCCUUCCACAGUCUGCGGUUUAUCUGCCCUUAAUCGUCGAGCAUGGUAUGCCGUUAGGGAGGAGAUCCUGAAAGCUGGUGGUGAAGCAGCAGAAUCACUUGGAGUGAUGGAGAGUGCCAUUCUAGCUCUGUCACUGGAAGACUGCUCUGCACCAGUGGAUCUUGCAGAUAUCCUCAACGUGGUCCGUUUAGGAGGAGGGAACAGCAGGUGUCUGAGGUACUAUGACAAGGUGGUAAACAUGGUGGUGUUCAAAGAUGGUGUAACUGGCAUGCUAUUUGAACACAGUGCCCUGGAUGGCAUGGUGGCUGGUCUCAUGGUUGGACGUGUAUGGAACGUUUCAGAGUCCCUAACUAUAGAACAUAUAGAUGGAUCAGAUCAUACCAUUUCCCACCCAAAAUCUCUUCAGUUCCCACUAGGAGGUAUUAAACUGCUGGCUCAACCUCUUUACCCACUUUCAGAAGCAAGUAACCCCAUCGUUACCUUUGAAGUUUCAGCUUACCCAGAUGUUUUCACCACUCUAAGGGGUCACAGAGGUUUAUAUGAUGCAUGGAUCAAUUUUGCACUGCAGCUCUCUCUAAGGCAAACUCUCGGAGAAUCAGCCGAUAGAUACAUCAUGGUGACCCCUACUCAUAUGCGACACUACAAACAUGGUCGCUGUGAUCCCACAUAUUCAGUCACAAUGCUGUCUCGUCAGUUAGUUACAGCCCUGGUGUCCUGCAUAGGGCCAGAUGAUGUCCCUCACCAUACCAAGGAGCUCUUUCAACAGUUCCACUUAGCAUUCAUGGAGCACAAAAAACAUAUCAAAGCCACUAAAAGUGGCAGUGGUGUAGGGCCUCAUUUAGCUGUAUUGCGCAAUGGUAUGAGCCAAGACAACCCACUUAAGAAAUUUCUAGAUCUUUUUGGAUGCCCCUCCAUCUACCUGACUGGAUCAGAUCUGAUGGAAGGUGUUGAAUGUGCUGUUGGCAAUGUCUAUGCAACUGACCAGCUAGCUGUUACCUACCUCGGCAAGAAGGACAAGGUCCGUCUUGUGCUGAAUGCAAAGGGAACAUUUGCCGGCAUCUUAGGAAAACUCAAACAGUGUCUCGAACUGAACAUAAAGUUGGUGAUGCUUCUGUCAAUAAAGUAUGCAAUUGCCGGACAGAUGGGAGCCAUUGAAUGCCUUCUGGGAACAGACAAAGAAUCAAAUGGCAUUGAAGCAAAUGAUUCCACAAAUGAAUGUAAUAAGGUGGAGGAAAAACAAUCCCUAGGUUCUACUCUCACAGGAAAGCCAGAUUUCACCCUGGUGAUUCAUGGUGGAGCAGGAGAGGAAAUGAUGUUGAGCAGUAAGGUGGUUGGGGUUAUCGAAUUUGCCCUUCACACAGCAGUUACACUGGGAGCGAGAGUACUAAGCCAUGGAGGCAGUAGUUUGGAUGCAGUGCAGCGAAGUGUCGCUGCUUUAGAAGACUGUUUCUUAUUUAAUGCAGGUAAGGGCUCUGUGUACAACCAAAAUGCCCAGCAUGAGAUGGAGGCUACUAUUGUGGAUGGACACAAAAAGAAGUCUGGAUCAGUGGCUUGCUUGUACAAUGUAAAGAACCCAGUGAAAGCAGCCCGUCAUGUCAUGGAAAAGAGCAACCAUGCAUUACUAACAGGUGAUGGCGCUCAGGAGUUUUUGAGUGGUCUCUCAGAAAAAGAAAAGCCAAUGAAAACAGACUACUUUCACACUGAUUUAAGAUAUAAGGAACUUGCAAUGAAACUAAGUGGAAAUACAAACAACCAUCCUCAAACUGUAGGUGCAGUUGCUCUGGAUUGUUGGGGCAAGCUAGCAGCAGCCACAUCCACAGGGGGGUUAGUAGGCAAGUGGAAAGGUAGAGUUGGAGACACAGCGAUUGUCGGGGCUGGAAUAUAUGCUGAUGAUAAACUAGCUGUGACAUGCUCUGGUGAUGGCGAUGCAUUCUUACGUCAUACAGUUGCUCAUAAAGUAGCUAGUCUCUACAACCUCAAAGGAUACAAUUUAAGGCAAGCCUGCCGAGAAGUGAUUUACGAGGUUCUGGAUGCAAAAUGUGCCGGAAUCAUUGCUGUUGAUCACCAAGGUGAAGCUGUAGUUGAAACAAAUGCUGGAGUAAUGUUUGUUGCAUCAAUGAACAGUGGUGUUGUUCGAGCUGAAGUCUUCAGACCGAUGCUGAAAUUUGCAAAUGUGAUUUGGGAAACUGAUGAACUAGUAGCUUAUUUGCAUUCUGAACCAUGGACCCCAGGAACAACCAUUCUCACUCGAAAGGCCUUAAAUGGACCAAACAGUAUUUUUCACUUAACUGUGCCUGACUAUGUGGCAAUGUUAUUAAGUGCACAAACAGUUGCUAACUUGCUUUGUGAGAAACUAGGAGUGUACCGCUGUGCCCUUGUGCUUAGACCCCAACCAGACAAGCCUGCUCUUAUCAAAAUCCUACCACUUUAUGGCCUAGACCCAAACUGGAAAGCUUAUCUUACCAGGGAAGAGGAAUUCCACAUUCAUGACCCUGGCUACUGCAGUUCAAAGUGUGGCCCACGUUGUGAGGAUGCAUUCCUUGACCAAGUACAGGCAAAGAUCAGGGCUCAGCUCCCAACACCCAAUGCUCCAUCUUACUAUGAUUACCAUGGAGAUCCAUCGGACAGUGGACUUUUUUCACGCAUUGUGAGAGGGGAGGAGAAACAUUGGCGUGUCUGGGAAGACAAUCAACAUGUAGCCUUUCUUACUCCAUUCCCUAAUACACCUGGCUUUACUGUUCUGGUGCCUAGGCGACCACUAUCAAGUGACAUCUUCCGUCUAGACAAGAAUGACUACACAGCCCUCAUCUUGGCCACACGGAAAGUAGCUCAACUUCUGGAAGAGGGAAUGGGUGCAAGAGGUGUGGCCCUCAUAUUUGAGGGUUUGGAAAUCAACUAUGCCCAUGCCAAGUUAAUUCCAAUUGUCACAAAGCCAGGUGAAAUGCCUCUCGCUGUGCUUGCUCAGUUCUGCCCAAUCUAUCCUGGAUAUGUCACAUCUGUUGAUGGUCCUCCAGCAAGUGCAGUUGCUCUUAAUGAGAUCCACACAAAAAUCACAAAGACAACUCCACCUCGCACUUGGGAAAAACCUCAAAGUCACUCCAUAUUAGCCAUCAAGAGCCAAUGGUACCGCAAUCUCUUUCAGAUCCAAAAUACUCUAUUCCACAGCACGGUCGAUUACUUCAGAAACAAAUGCAAGUACUCCUAUGCUCUGACACCAAUCACAACUGACACCAUUUCUUCACCAAUGGGCUUAGGAUCUGACUCAGAGCCUGUUUUUGUAAAUAUGCUAGGUCAAGAUGUGUACUUGGCUGACUCCAUGCAAUUUGUGCUUGAAUACUUCUUACGAUUUCAGGAGGGACUUCCAGGGGCAUACUAUGUCUCCCCCAGCUUUCGAGGAGAGGACCCUGAUGCUACUCAUCUGAAUCAGUUCUACCAUGUUGAAUGUGAGCUGCUUGGUGAUAUGGAUGCUGGCAUUAGCAUAGCAGAAGGCUAUGUGGUCCACUUGACUCAGGCGAUGUUAAAAAAUCACUCAAAGAUCAUCCUAAGUACAGCAGGAAUGCUGUCUCAUGCACAGGAUCUGAUGAAGAGGAUGGAGAAACCACUCCCAAGAGUGACUCUGGAGCAAGCCAUUCCAAUGAUGCCAUCCUCUGACUGUAUUGAAUGGGUACAAGAGGGGCAGCCUCAGUUUGGUAGAAAGCUUACUCGCAAAGGAGAAUCAGUCUUGAUUGAAAAGUAUGGUGGAGCUGUGUGGUUGACAGAAAUGGAUCACCUCAGUGUGCCCUUCUACCAAGCUUAUGUUGAAGGUUCUAGUGAAACCAAAGCAAAAGCCGCUGAUUUGCUCUUGGGGUUGGGGGAGACAGUAGGUCUUGGGGAACGACACUCCACCCCUGAGAUGGUACAAGAAGCCCUACGACACCAUGCUGUGCCAGAGGAAUCAUACAGAUGGUACAUCAACAUGAGGAAAGCCAUGCCUUUGUCUACAAGUGGCUGGGGAAUGGGUACAGAAAGAUACCUGUGUUGGCUGCUACAGCACAACGAUGUUAGAGACAUGCAGAUCAUCCCCAGAAUGAAAGCCAAAAAAUACAUGCCUUAAACAAAAGUAUAUUAUUGAAUAAACUGUAAAAACUGCAUUUUAAAAUCCAGUAUUGAGUAUUUGAAGUUAUAAAGAAAUCUACUCUUUGAACAAUUACACAAUUCCCAUUGGAUUUUAGUUAUUAUGAAAGGCAGUGACAUUACAUUUUAUUUACUUAAUUUACUUAACUUGAUCCAGUACCAUAACACAGUAAGAUUCCACAUACUAAAAGAAGUUGAUUUUUUUAAACAACCACAUAUAUAAAAUUGGAGAUUUAACUUUUGCAAUGUCUUGUAUGUUUUCAGUUAUAGUGCAGCGAUGCUCUCGAUAAAAUAACUGUUAGCUUUCUAUAAACAUAUGUAGCUCAGCUUGUACACCUAAUCAUUAAGUAAAUCUAGGGCAAGUCAACAUGGGUUAUGUAUGCAGCCUGCGACUUCAUUAGAUAAUUUCAUUCCUUGGCAACUUUAUUUUUUUUCUUAAUUAUGAAAAAUAUGAAUAAAACCCUUAUGCUAACCAUAAAAGUAUCUCUGUUUUCUGUGAGCUGUUUCAUCUGAAAUGUAAAGUUGAGUUGGGAUAAUUAAAUUGUUGGUGCCAAGUCAUCCAUCAUCACGACCCUGCAUAGGGUCAUGAGGAGCCUGGAACCUGUCCCAGGGGACUCGGGAGACAAGGCAGGGAACACCCUGGACGGGGUGCCAACCCAUUGCUGGGCACAGUCUCACACACACAGUUACACACAACAGACAAUUUGGAAAUGCUAGUCAGCCUACAGCGCAUGUCCUUGGACUGGGGGAGGAAACCGUUGUACCCUGAGGAACCCCGAAGCAUGGGGAGAACAUGAAAAUUCUGUGCACACAGGGUGUAGGAGGGUUCAGUUUCCAUAAGAUCCCAGUCCUGAUGCACGUCUCUACCACAAUUUACUAAUGGCAAGAAUAUAAAAAGCAAAAUCUCUAGUGACACCAUUUAAAACAUCAAAACACCAGCAUAUCACUCUUCAUAAAUUACUCAGGUUUAAACAUAAAUAUAACACACAUAUUAUAAUAAAAGGGUCAAGAGCGUUUAAUCACAUUCUCAUGACUGGAACACACACAGAUAAAAACAAAAUGGCUCCUCAACCUCGUGACAAUUUGACAGUUUAAAUUCAAUAUAUCUACAGUUCACAUCAGGCUGGAAAUGAAAGUUUUACAUGUUUUAAAUGUCAGAGU
Messenger RNA from Ictalurus punctatus (channel catfish), 6015 nucleotides. RefSeq lists its product as uncharacterized. Gene Ontology annotation, biological process: tRNA aminoacylation for protein translation. Lineage: Eukaryota; Metazoa; Chordata; Actinopteri; Siluriformes; Ictaluridae. The record is from RefSeq and is a predicted model, not a curated record. The transcript is spliced from 4 exons. Bases 125 to 4834 code for a protein of 1569 amino acids. Gene Ontology annotation, molecular function: acyltransferase activity; ATP binding; aminoacyl-tRNA ligase activity.